CUCUGACCAUCACAGAGAAGAUCCUUCACUCUCACCUCUCAACUCAAGGUCCACUUGUCUUUCUCUCCGGAGGAAAGUCAAACUUCACGACUUAUCAGAGGACGCAAAGGUCUCUUCAUCAGCCUGUCUUAACUGCUGACCAGCAUUUCCCCAGGACUGACCUGAUUAUGAGAAUGAAGCAGACGUUCAUUUUUGUCAUUUUGUUGACAAUUUACAUUCAACUGGGCACCUCUAAUGAGACGGAUGAGAUUAGGAUAAGAAAGCCUCCACCACAGGGGGCUCAGGCCGCACAAGGAAAUGCUGCAGGAACGUUUACAUUUGGGGAUAUCAUCACAUUUCCAAGGACGACUUUGGGCAUUUCAAGCUAUAACCACUAUGCUAUUUACGUGGGCGAUAAAAAUAUCAGAGGUAAAGUUUCUGGACAGGACAUUUUUCACUUCUCAGGUGAAAUCACUGAUCUAGGAAAUGCAAAUUGUGUGUUUGCCAAACUGGAGGAUGUUACAGAAAACAGUACUCCUGAGGUACAAAAUAGAGAUACUGCAGAUUUGAAAAUGAGAAAAGUCGAAGACAUGAUUCAGGAUAUUACAACUCUGCACAACAGAUGUAAAGGAUUAUACGGUCCUAUUUCUGAUAAUUGUGAGCAUCUUGCUACAGUUAUUCGCUAUGGUUCUGCAACCUGCAAACAGGAAGGUGCCAAUAAAUUCAUCCAAUUUUUGGCUGUAAACUACUGCAGUAAGGAACCGACCCCUUUAUCACUUAAGAAGAAUAACAAGAGGGGGCGUGGCAGAAGAGGUCUUCUUCUCCUACAUGAUGAAACACGUGCCAACCAGGGUGCACCAGCUGCUUGAGUUCUAAACCUCUCAGAUGUUCUCUCUCUCUUCCAUCCUCUCUGUCUCUGUAUGAAGUGAGGUCUAAACCUCUCAGAUGUUCUCUCUCUCUUCCAUCCUCUCUGUCUCUGUAUGAAGUGAGGUCUAAACCUCUCAGAUGUUCUCUCUCUCUUCCAUC
Salmo salar (Atlantic salmon) is the source of this 1005-nucleotide messenger RNA. The record is from RefSeq and is a predicted model, not a curated record. Lineage: Eukaryota; Metazoa; Chordata; Actinopteri; Salmoniformes; Salmonidae.